GCGUCCGCCUCUCCAGAAACUUCUCCAUCUAUUGCUUCUCUCUCUUUUUUUAUUUUUAUCAUUUCUGCGUUUUGUUAGAUGGAGAUUGAACCACCUAUAACUCCGUAAAUUACACAAAGGAGCGUUGAUCUCUUCUUAAGAUGUCGUACUCCAAAAGGUCAAAGGAUGCUUGCUCUCCUUCUCCAUGCAAGCGAUACAGCAGGUCCGUGUCGAGAUCUUUGUCGGUGUCAAGGUCGAGAUCAAGGGAGAGGGACAGGUCAAGGAGCCCCACAAGUGACGUGGAAAACCCUGGUAACAAUUUGUAUGUGACAGGACUGUCACCACGUAUCACCAAGAGAGAUCUUGAGAAGCAUUUUGCCAGUGAGGGAACGGUGAUCGAUGUUCAUCUGGUGGUUGAUCCAUGGACGAGAGAAUCUCGUGGAUUUGGUUUUGUAACAAUGUCCACUGUUGAUGAGGCUGAUAGCUGCAUCAAGUAUUUGAACCACUCUGUUCUUGAAGGCCGUGUCAUUACAGUGGAGAAGGCUAAGAGGCGGAGAGGACGAACUCCUACUCCUGGAAAGUAUUUGGGGCUGAGAACUAUUCGUGUUCGACGCUGGACACCUAGUUAUUCUCCUCGUCGAUCACCCAGCUACUCUCCUUAUCAGAGGAGCAGGAGUCAGUCACCUUAUUAUUCAUCUGAACGCAGUAGGAGCAGGUCAUAUUCUCCUCACUACAGCAGGCGCCGAUCCAACUCUCCUUAUUACCGUCGACGCAGAUCACAUUCUCCCUACUACUAUAGCAGGCGCAGAUCGUACUCCAGGUCUCCUUACAGUAGGUCCCCUGUAAGUAGGCAUGAUCAUUCACACUCUCCUUAUGAUUCUAGAUAUUAUUCACCAGAUGAUCGUUACUAUAGAAGACAUCGUUAUCGCUCGAUUUCCUGGAGUCCUAGCCCACAGAGGACAAGGAGAAGCUCAAGGAGGAGCUACUCAAGCACCAUUUCACCUAGCCGAAGAAGGGGCUCAAGGAGGAGCUACUCACACAGCAUUUCUCCUGCAUCAAAAAGAAGCUCAAGGAGGAGUUGCUCUGGAAGCCUUUCCCCAAGAGUGGGGAAGAGCACAAAGAGGAGUUACUCUAGUAGCCUUUCCCCAAGAGUGGGGAAGAGCACAAAGAGGAGUUACUCUAGUAGCCUUUCUCCAAAGGGAAGGAAGAACUCGAGGAGAAGAUACCAUGGUGGCUCGUCUAGGAGCCCAAGCGUGAGUUAUAGCUCUGGGUAUGUUUCUCGGUCUGUUACCCCUAGGUCUGCUUCUCCAUCAUAUUGAGAGGAAGUGGAAGUGUGUGCUAGUGAUCGCUCUGUAGGAUCGGUGCCAUGCCCUAUGAGGUGUUCUAGUCUUGGCAUGAUAAACAGUUUAGUGUACUUUUUUAAAUCAACUGCAACUCUUAUUAUUAAUAACUGCGGCAUACGAUUUGCUA
Molecule: messenger RNA, 1449 nt
Organism: Hevea brasiliensis (rubber tree)
Lineage: Eukaryota; Viridiplantae; Streptophyta; Magnoliopsida; Malpighiales; Euphorbiaceae
Product: serine/arginine-rich splicing factor SR45a
Exons: 6
Coding region: 141-1298 (385 amino acids)
Biological process (GO): positive regulation of mRNA splicing, via spliceosome
Cellular component (GO): spliceosomal complex
Molecular function (GO): RNA binding
Source: RefSeq, a predicted model, not a curated record